This is a messenger RNA of Nerophis ophidion (straightnose pipefish), 5349 nucleotides long. RefSeq names its product v-rel avian reticuloendotheliosis viral oncogene homolog (gene rel). The record is from RefSeq and is a predicted model, not a curated record. Gene Ontology annotation, biological process: non-canonical NF-kappaB signal transduction; response to cytokine; inflammatory response. NCBI's taxonomy places the organism in Eukaryota, Metazoa, Chordata, Actinopteri, Syngnathiformes, Syngnathidae. Gene Ontology annotation, molecular function: DNA-binding transcription factor activity, RNA polymerase II-specific; RNA polymerase II cis-regulatory region sequence-specific DNA binding. Bases 111 to 2009 code for a protein of 632 amino acids. The transcript has 11 exons. Gene Ontology annotation, cellular component: cytoplasm.
GGGGCUUUCCGCCUGGCCACUUCCUCAAUGACUCUUCUUGUGUGCUGUCAGUCAGUCACAUCUAGCCAGAAACCCGGCCGUGACAAGUCAAACGUGAUUGCUUGUGCGCCAUGGAUGCUCUUUUGCCUUCUAUCCUUGGGGACGAUCAAGACAUGGUGGCCGUGCCAGAGAUCCGAAUCUUCGAGCAGCCCCGGCCGAGAGGAAUGCGUUUUCGUUACAAGUGUGAGGGUCGUUCAGCCGGCAGCAUCCCCGGGGAGAACAGUACAGACAACAAUAGAACCUACCCCAGUCUGCAGAUUCUGAACUACUGUGGCAAAGGGAAAGUGUAUGUUUACUUGGUGACGAAGAACGAGCCAUACAGGCCACAUCCGCAUGACCUAGUGGGCAAGGACUGCAAAGAUGGCUUCUACGAGGCCGAGUUCGGGCCGGAUCGCAAAGUGAUCGCUUUCCAGAAUCUGGGCAUUCGGUGUGUGAAGAAGAAGGAGGUGAAAGACGCCAUUAUACAGAGGAUUAGUAGAGGAAUCAACCCAUUCAAUGUGCCGCGAGAGCAGCUGCUGCAGACAGAAGAAUAUGACCUCAACGUGGUCCGCUUGUGCAUACAGGUCUUCCUGCAGGAUGAGACCAGCCACUGCACCCAAGCACUAAACCCCGUCGUCAGUAACCCCAUCUAUGACAACAGGGCCCCAAACACUGCAGAGCUGAGGAUCUGUCGGGUCAACAGCAACAGUGGCUCCGUUAAGGGAGGAGAUGAGAUCUUCCUGCUUUGUGAUAAAGUUCAAAAAGAUGACAUCGAAGUCAGAUUUUUCUCUUCUGACGGCUGGGAGGCCAAAGGCUCAUUCUCCCAAGCUGACGUCCAUCGCCAAGUGGCCAUCGUAUUUAAAACGCCACCUUUCUAUAACACGUCUAUAGCAGAGUCCGUCACUGUACACAUGCAGCUGCGCCGACCGUCUGAUCAGGAGGUCAGCGAACCGCUGGAUUUCCGAUAUCUUCCCGAUGACAAAGACCCUUACGGAUAUAACAGGAAAAAGCGCAGUAGAGAGAACUUAAUGAAGAUGUCGGGACUAUCAGCUGUUCCAUUUUCUGGUCUGGCUAUGAGCAGGCAAAAGGCAGCGCCACCGACCACCAGAAAUCACUUGCAGAAAGACAUUUACCUGAGGCAGCCUACUCCAUCAUUGCAGCAGCAACCGGCGUUCAACCAACCCUUCCGAGCGAAUGUUCCAGUCAGCCAUACCUGGACAAAUCCCAAUCCGGUACUCGCAAUGGAUACCAUCACUGUCAAUCCUUCUAAUGCCAUCACCAACUUGUCCCAUAUCAAAUACAACAGACCACAGCAACAAAACUGUGGCUCUGGAUUCUCUUGUGAAAGCAAUUUGUUACCUCAGCUCUCCAUGAGGGACUUGCAGUGCUUGGAGACAGUUGCUCAAACUUCUGAGAUGAGCCAGCCUGAGUCCCAACCACUUUUCUACUUGCAUCCCCAGAGGGAUGGACGGGCCUCUGAUAACCGGGGCCAGAACCACCAAAGGAGCCAGAACCAGGGGUCCCAAUCUAUGUGGAACAAUUUUAGUAGCGCCAGCCCAAGUCAAAAGACCUUUGAAUGCGCCGUACCUGCUGGAGAACGGGGAGCUCUGGGGCUAGGAUCUUUCCCACUCUUGGAGGGGAUGGAAAGUGAUGACUUUUUGAAGGGCCAAGUAGGAGGGUCUCAAACUGAAUUCCAGCUGAAGCAAGAGCCCCAGAUUCCAGUGGGACAAGAGUCCAACUUGCCUGUCAUGACGUUCCCUGGAGAGAGCCAGGGAAACACCUACACCAACCUGCUUCCUCGUCCUUUGAGCAAUGGCAUGAAUGUUUCAAGACAAGAUGGAGGUGGAAAAACCCACCCUUGUAAUCCAAGUGUUAAAAAUCCUUACUCCAGUAACCACAUUCCUUCUGAGAGUCACUUUGCAACUUUGACAGACUGGUUACGAGUUGAGACGGUCAUUCCUUGCCGUCAAAACAGCAACUUCAAGGAAUGACAUAAAGAGAAGAAGAACUGAUCCUAAGGAAUUUAUAUCACGUCUCAUUCAGCGUUCUAUCGCCUAGAAGACAGACAUGUAUCAUUGUUCUGGUCCCAGUCUGCUACAGGAAGUGGACUUUUGCUUUGACUUGCCUGGAUUCAAUCUGUCAGAGAACCAGAUUAAGGCUGGAUUUACACUCGGGUUAAAGUCACCAAUUCCAGUUUGGUGGAUCAUUGUUUUGAUCUACCGUUGGUGUGAUGUUUUCUGAUGACAAGCUUGCAAUAACAAGUUAUAUUCAGUCUUUGUGCGAACACUGCAGGUUAUAUCAGAUCUAUUCAGGCUAUUCCACCAAAUCACUGCUGUUUGCUUGUUGUACCUCUCUCAAAAAUGAAUGUUCAUUUAUGUCUUUUUCAGGAAGCUUUCCUUUAAUUAUUUUUGUGUAAGUUUACGAAACCCAGAUGACUCCUUUUUAGUAAGUGGACUCAAAGUUUUUAGGAUAGAAUUAGCAAAAUCAGUGUUCCAUUGUUUAUUGUGGGGGCCACUUUGCAGAACCCCCUUGUGGUAGAUUAAUUUUUGCACAGUAGGGGCGCUAUUAAUUAUAUGAUUUAUAUGAAAAAUAUAUGCAUUUAACAUUCUUAUAAGCCCACGUUUUUCUCACACAUUUAAAAUCACUUCUUAUGUUCUUAUAACACUUCAUACACUCUAAAACUGAUGUCAUUUUAACAAGAUUGCUUCAAUGGGUACUCAAACCUUUAAAAUCGUCAUUAAGUGAACCGCCAAGUGGCAAGGUAACACGGUACUAAUAAUAAACUUUCGGUAGCAUUUAUGCUAAUAGCAUGUGGACACUAAGCACAUUGCAGGGAUUCAACAUUUAAAACCUCCAAUUUAAAGUUGAAAUAUAGAAUAUACGGAACAAAUAAAUUGGUGAACUGAAUUAUGGCCUACAAGAGAUUUGCAAGAUGCACCUUCCUGUGGACCAGGUGACUUGUGAAUUAUUCCACAUUUGCCAGAGCAGGUAAUGGGACCAGAAUAAAAUGUAAAUUCUAUUUAUUUAUUUUUUGUUAAGAAAAUAAACACACUUGUCUAAAAAAUAUAAAAACAUUUAAGGUUUCAAAUGAAUAUAUUUCAUUUUAGGAAGCAAAAAGAUGUUAGUUAUCCAGUAAUCAGAAAGUAAAAAUUGUAUUUAUUAAAUAUGCAAUAAGAUGAGAAGUGCAAGAAACAUUGCUUAAUAAACACUGAUGUCACAGAUUCGGUGUAAUGGCCCAUGUGUUAUUUUAUCCAUAUUUUUGGGCCCUAAUCCAUGUAAAUCCAUCCUGUAGUAUAAUUUCAGAGUAGGGAAGAUAUUCCAAACCGUCUGCUGGCCAUUCUUACACAAUGAUACAUUUUAUAAUUGAAACACCAGAAAACCAUCUUAUUAUAUUUAGGGUAAUUUGAGAUUGCGAGUACUCUGUACGUCUGGUUUUAUGGUUCUUUUCUGGGACAUUGUAAUACUGUACAAUUUAUAUAUUACAAUUCAUUUUAGUGAUGAAGACUUUGGUACCAAAGAUGUGUAUAAAAGUAAGAAAUUGAUACACUGCAUGAAUGUACUUCUGUACUUUUUUUCAUUUAUGGUUGCAGUGAAACAGGUGUACAUUUUUUCAUUCAUUCUGAGUUUUAUUUGAGGGAUAAAAGUUUGGGGAUUUUGAACUAAGUCGAACCUCAUUGAAGUUGGGGCCUUUUUUAUUGCUUUGCAAGAAAUCACAUAUACUACUCUUGUCCCUUUUUAGUUGUAUUGUCGUUUUGUUUUUGUUUUGUUGUACUAAAAUUUCCAUUGAGGAAGAUUGAGGAAGCACACAAGUUGUGAUUUUCCCUAGUAAUGACUAUGUCACACCACAGAUAAUCACAUGUUUUAUUUUCUCCUGUUUUGUAAUGUGUUUGAUUGACACACUUGUAAAAAUGUUGUUGUUGCAUUCAUUCAUUCAUUCGUUCAUUCACGUUUCGUAGAUGCGAUAGAAGACACGGCUAAUCACAAGCAAGCUCUUGCACAAGGUCAUCUUUAACCUAGAUCAGGGGUCACCAACGCGGUGCCCGCGGGCACCAGGUAGCCCGUAAGGACCAGAUGAGUAGCCCGCUGGCCUGUUCUAAAAAUAGCUCAAAUAGCAGCACUUACCAGUGAACUGCCUCUAUUUUUUAAAUUGUAUUUAUUUACUAGCAAGCUGGUCUCGCUUUGCUCGACAUUUUUAAUUCUAAGAGAGACAAAACUCAAAUAGAAUUUGAAAAUCCAAGAAAAUAUUUUAAAGACUUGGUCUUCACUUGUUUAAAUCAUUUCAUUUAUUUUUUUACUUUGCUUCUUAUAACUUUCAGAAAGACAAUUUUAGAGAAAAAAUACAACCUUAAAAAUGAUUUUAGGAUUUUUAAACACAUGUACCUUUUUACCUUUUAAAUUCUUUCCUCUUCUUUCCUGACAAUUCAAAUCAAUGUUCAAGUUUUUUUUUUUCUUAAUUGUAAAGAAUAAUAAAUACAUUUUAAUUUAAUUCAUUAUUUUAGCUUCUGUUUUUUCGACAAAGAAUAUUUGUGAAAUAUUUCUUGUAACUUCUUAUGAUUAAAAUAAAUAAAAAAUAUUCUGUCAAAUCUACAAAAUCUGUCGAAUCAAAUUUAAAUCUUAUUUCAAAGUCGUUUGAAUUUAUAUUAAAAUUUUUGUUCUGGAAAAUCUAGAAGAAAUAAGUAUUUGUCUUUGUUAGAAAUAUAGAAAAUAUAGCUUGGUCCAAUUUGUUUUAUAUUCUAAUAAAGUGCAGAUUGGAAUGUAACCUAUUUAAAAAAUGUCAUCAAAAUUCUAAAAUUAAUCUUAAUCACGAAAAAUUACUAAUGAUGUUCCAUAAAUUCUUUUUAAUUUUUUUUCCAAAAUAUUCAAAUUAGCUAGUUUUUCUAUUCAUUUUUUUUUUCGGUUGAAUUUUGAAUUUUAAAGAGUCAAAAUUGAGGAUAAACUAUGUUUAAAAAUGUAGUUUUAAUUUUUUUGUGUGUUUUCUCCUCUUUUAAACUGUUCAAUUAAGUGUUUUUUUCAUCAUUUAUUCUCUACAAAAAACUUUCCGUAAAAGGAAAAAAAAUGUAAGAUGGAAUGACAGAAAUACCCAUUUUUUAUAUAUAUAUAGAUUUGGCAAUUUCUGGCAAUUUCUGUAAGUGUGUAUCAAACUGGUAGCCCUUCGCUUUAAUCAGUACCCAAGAAGUAGCUCUUGGUUUCAAAAAGGUCGGUGACCCCUGGCCUAGAUCAUCCUAACGUUAUGUUUUGUAUAGAUUUAAGGACAAUUUUGAACUAUUGUUUGUUGGAUUUUUCUGGGGUUUUUGCUGGAGAAUCUUAUUUUAAUAAACAUUGUUGCUCAGG